This is a messenger RNA of Miscanthus lutarioriparius, 516 nucleotides long. The record is from the annotation of a GenBank genome assembly. Lineage: Eukaryota; Viridiplantae; Streptophyta; Magnoliopsida; Poales; Poaceae.
AUGUCAGCUGCCUCUUCUCGUGCAUUCCGAUUGCAUGGUGAAAUCCCAAUGUUGUUGCCUCUUAUUGAUAUGUGCAACCAUAGUUUCAACCCAAAUGCUAGGAUUGUUCAGGAAGGAAGUGUAAACAGCUUAGACAUGUCAGUAAAGGUAAGCUUAGCAGGUCCAGACAGUGUUGAUGGACGCUUGUUAGCUGCUCUAAGGGUGCUUCUUGCGGAUGAUCCAGAGGCUGUGCACAAGCAUGACCUGAAAACACUGAUGUCCCUUGGUGUGCUAGUUCCUUUAGGCCCCGCUAUUGAAGCAUCAGUAUUCCGAACAGUUCUUGCCCUUUGUGCGAUUGCUCUCCAACACUUCCACACAAAGAUAAUGGACGACGAGGCCAUUCUAAGAGGGGGGCUACCUCUUACCACGGAGGUGGCCGUCCAGUUUAGAUUGCAGAAGAAGUUCAUGAUCGUUGACGUGAUGCAGAAUAUCAGCAGGAGAAUCAAGAUGCUAUCCCCACAGAAAUCCACUGCGUAG